Messenger RNA from Fraxinus pennsylvanica, 1068 nucleotides. Lineage: Eukaryota; Viridiplantae; Streptophyta; Magnoliopsida; Lamiales; Oleaceae. The record is from the annotation of a GenBank genome assembly.
AUGGCUAAAAAUUCUCUGUGUUUCUUUGUGUUUGUUAUAGCCUUAGCCAUUGGAAGAAACGUAUGUGAAGCUGAAGAAGAAAUAGGGUUUUAUGAAUUGAAGAAAGGCAAUUUUACAGUAAAGAUCACUAACUAUGGUGCAACUGUUCUAUCUGUUAUAGUUCCUGAUAAGCAUGGUAAAUUGGACGAUAUUGUUCUUGGUUUUCCAUCCAUUGAUGGGUACAAGAAUGAUUCAACCUACUUCGGUGCACUUGUUGGACGUGUUGCUAAUAGAAUUGGAGGGGCUCAAUUCACUCUGAAUGGGAAAAAAUACCAACUGCCUGCUAAUGAUCAUGGAAAUACACUCCAUGGUGGAAGCAAAGGAUUCAGUGAUGUUAUAUGGACUGUAAAUCGUUAUGUAAAAAACAGUCACAUAAUGCUGAGUUAUGACAGCUAUGAUGGUGAACAAGGAUUUCCCGGUCAGGUUUCUGUAUUUGUGACUUACAUGUUCAUUGGAACAGACAAAUUAGCAAUAAACAUGCAAGCCAAGCCUAUAAACAAGGCCACCCCAAUCAAUCUAGCAUCACACGCUUAUUGGAAUCUUGGAGGACACAACAGUGGAGACAUACUUUCGCAUAAAAUCCAGCUUUUCGGCUCCCACGUUACUCCAGUCAAUGGCAAACUCAUUCCAACCGGUGAAAUUUCUGCAGUCAAUGGAACCGCGUAUGAUUUCCUCAAGCCAAGGGAAAUUGGGAGCAAAAUCAAUGAGCUUUCUGGUGGAUAUGAUAUCAACUAUGUUAUCGAUCAGACGGAGGAGGGGAAGCAUUUAUCAAAGGUGGCCGUGGUGCAAGAUAGAAAAUCUGGUAGGAAUUUGGAGUUGUGGUCUAAUCAACCAGGAGUGCAAUUUUAUACAAGUAAUAUGCUGGAUAAUGUAGUAGGCAAAGGAGGAUUUGUUUACAAAAAAUAUGCUGCAUUGUGCUUGGAGACACAAGGCUUUCCAGAUUCAGUAAAUCAUCCGAAUUUUCCUUCUCAGAUUGUGAAUCCAGGAGAGGUUUAUAAGCACAUUAUGGUUUACAGGUUUACUAUUUAG